AUGGCGUUAUCCGCGGAGUCAAGAUUCGAUCUCAUUCGCGCCAAUCUCGGCGAGAUUCUCAAUCCGGAGCUGAUCGAGAAUAUCCUUGCUGAGGGGCGUAAUCCCCGUGUGUACUGGGGCACUGCUACCACUGGCAGACCCCAUUCCGGAUAUUUUGUCGCCGCACUCAAGAUCGCCCAGCUACUAGCGGCAGAAUGUGAGGUAGUAAUUCUCCUUGCUGACGUGCACGCGUUCCUGGAUUCAAUGAAGGCGCCCCUCGAACUGGUCGAAAACCGUGUCAAAUACUACGAGAAGAUUAUCAGGGGAAUUCUGGAGGCUGUGGGCGUGUCGACGGAGAAGCUCGAGUUCGUACUCGGAAGUUCCUACCAGCGGAGUUCCGAGUAUGUUAUGGACGUCUACCGGCUUGCUGCCAUGACCUCUGAGCAUGAUUGCAGGAAGGCCGGUGCAGAGAUUGUGAAACAAUCUACUAAUGCCCCAAUGAGCGGCCUUCUCUACCCGAUCCUUCAAGUCCUCGAUGAGGAGUACCUUAAGGUCGAUGCUGAAUUAGGCGGUCUUGAUCAGAGAAAGCUUUUUACAGCGGCCACAGAAUGGCUACCUAAACUCGGAUACCGCAAGCGUGCCCAUCUUAUCACUCCAAUGGUUGCAGGCCUAAGCGGUGGCAAAAUGAGCUCUAGUAUCGAAGAUAGCAAGAUCGACCUCCUCGACCCACCUGAGGCUGUCUCUAAAAAGAUCCGUAAAUCGGAAGCGGCCCCCCGAGUCGUCGAGAACAAUGGCAUAAUUGCUAUGGUGGAAUUUGUCUUACUACCCGCAGCUGCUCUCGCUGGCAAAGACUUCCGCGUGGAACGCCGGGAUGACGAACCCCUUGUUUACACUGAUAUCCAACAACUUAAGGAUGAUUAUACCAACGACAUUUUAACUCCCCAACUUCUGAAGCCUGCAGCAGCAGCAGCUCUGAACAGUCUCAUGGCACCCAUUCGCAAAGCCUACGAAGAGUCACCCGAAUGGCAGGAAAUCACCCUCAAGGCUUACCCACCUCCGGUUGUACAAAAGAAGGAAAAGAAGGUCAAGGACAGAGGUUCCCGCUUCCCUGGAGCUAAUAAGGAGCAGGGCAUCCCAGAGCGCCCCAAGGCUUAA
Messenger RNA from Penicillium paradoxum, 1134 nucleotides. RefSeq names its product tyrosine--tRNA ligase TYS1. The transcript has 6 exons. Lineage: Eukaryota; Fungi; Ascomycota; Eurotiomycetes; Eurotiales; Aspergillaceae. The coding region runs from base 1 to 1134 and encodes 377 amino acids. The record is from RefSeq and is a predicted model, not a curated record. Gene Ontology annotation, biological process: tyrosyl-tRNA aminoacylation. Gene Ontology annotation, molecular function: tyrosine-tRNA ligase activity; ATP binding.